GCGCGAGCCCGCCCCCGGCCCGGAAGUGCGCAGGCGCUGGCAAGAUGGCGGGAGGGGUGCGCCCGCUGCGGGGCCUCCGCGCCUUGUGUCGCGUGCUGCUCUUCCUCUCGCAAUUCUGCCUUCUGUCGGGCGGUGAGCAAUCGCAGGCGCUGGCUCAGUCAAUAAAGGAUCCGGGCCCAACACGCACAUUCACAGUAGUUCCCAGGGCAGCAGAAAGUACUGAAAUCCCACCUUAUGUGAUGAAGUGUCCAAGCAAUGGUUUGUGUAGCAGACUUCCUGCGGACUGUAUAGACUGCACAACCAAUUUCUCCUGUAUCUAUGGGAAGCCUGUCACUUUUGACUGUGCAGUGAAACCAUCUGUUACCUGUGUUGAUCAAGACUUCAAAUCCCAGAAGAACUUCAUCAUCAACAUGACUUGCAGAUUUUGCUGGCAGCUUCCUGAAACAGAUUACGAGUGUACCAAUUCCACCAGCUGUAUGACGGUGUCCUGUCCUCGGCAGCGCUACCCUGCCAACUGCACGGUGCGGGACCACGUCCACUGCUUGGGUAACCGUACUUUCCCCAAAAUGCUAUAUUGCAACUGGACUGGAGGCUAUAAGUGGUCUACUGCUCUGGCUCUGAGAUCCUACCACGUGUGUUAGACUCUAGGAAACAGCUGGAAGAGUUUAGAUGAUCAGACCAGUACCUCCGUGGAGUUGACUGGCAGGAAUGUUAGCUUUUCUCCCAAGAUGCCUGCACAUCAGGUUUCCCAUUCUGAACGUACCAUGAAUCAGUAAAAUGCUGUGGACUAUCCAAAAUAGGCAGUUUUAUGAUGUAUAUCUUUAAUUUUAAGUAACUAUUAUAAAAAGUAAUACAUGCUGAACACUGAAAACUGGAAAAAUGAAAAUGACAAAAACAUUAAAAAUUACCUAUAAUUUCACCAUCUGCAGAUAAUUAUAGGCUUAUAUUUCUUACAUAGAAAUGUGCUGUUUGUUAAACUUCUCGGCAAUACUUUAAGAAAUUAUAGCAGUUCUUCCCACCACAGGGAAGGGCAGGUAGGACCCUGGUUAACUGACUAGUGAAAAGGUUAUGCUGCCUACAGUUGAAGUUUUGAGUUCGUGCCUGAGACCCUGAGGCCUGCAGCAUUGCAGCCAUAGGGCAGGAUUUCUCAGCCUCAUCACUGCUGACAUUCUGGGCUGAAUGAGUUUUUGUCUUGGGGCUGUCCUGUGCAUAGCAGGAUGUUUAGCAGCAUCAGGGGCCUCUGCCUACUACUUGUCAGUAGCAAACCCCCCAUCCCUUGCAGUUGUGACAUUGUGUCUCCAGAUGUUGCCAGGUGUCCCCUAGGGGACAAAAUUGCCCCUUGCUGAAAACCACUGCAUUAGAAUUUGAGCUGAGGAAAGAAAGAUCUUGCCUGGCAGGAAAAGUGUAACUGAAAAGUAAAAGAGGAUGCCAGGCUAGGAAAUGAGAUUAACAAAAAUAAGAUAGGCCAGGCGCGAUGGCUCACACCUGUAAUCCCAGCACUUUGGGAGGCCGAGGCUUGCGGAUUGCUUGAGGUCAGGAGUUCGAGACCAGCCUAGCCAACAUGGUGAAACCCCCGUCUCUACCAAAAAUACAAAAGCUGCCAUCGUGGUGCCUGUCUGUGGUUCCAGCUGCGUGGCAGGCUGAAAUGGGAAGAUCACUUGAGCCCAGGAGGAGGAGGCUGCAGUGAGCUGGCAUUGCACCACUGCACUCCAGCCUCAGUGACAGAGUGAGAUUCUGCCUCAGAAAAAGAUUAGUAACCAUUGCUGACAGUGGUUCAAAUUAACAACUGGCUUUUAAAAAAAAAUAAAUGUUUGAAACUUGGAAUAAUUUUAAUUUACAGAAAAGUUGCAAAGAUAGUAAAGUUCUUAUAUACCCCUAACCUGGUUUCCCUACAUUGUUAACCUCUUACAGUACUAUACUAUAACAUACUUUCAGCAAUUAAAACUUCUCAGCACUCAACAUGGUUUUUUUGUUUUGUUUUGUUUUGUUUUGAGACGGAGUCUCGCUCUGUCGCCCAGGCUGGAGUGCAGUGGCGCGAUCUCGGCUCACUGCAGGCUCCGCCCCCCGGGGUUCACGCCAUUCUCCUGCCUCAGCCUCCCGAGCAGCUGGGACUACAGGCGCCCGCCACCACGCCCGGCUAAUUUUUUGUAUUUUUAAUAGAGAUGGGGUUUCACCGUGUUAGCCAGGAUGGUCUCGCUCUCCUGACCUCGUGAUCCGCCCGCCUUGGCCUCCCAAAGUGCUGGGAUUACAGGCGUGGGCCACUGCGCCCGGCCUCAGGGUUUCUUUUAAAAUCUUCACUGUAAUGAGAUGAUGCCCAAGGUUUGCUUCAGGGUACUCUGGAGGGGAAAGAGGAGGGUUUUGGUGAAACACGGCUGGCCAAGUGUUGAUGAUUGGAGCUGAGUCAUGGGUACUUUUCUCUUUACUUUUUAUUGUUAUCUGUUUAGAAAUUUUCCAUAAUAUUGUUUCAGUAUUAUUAGAUCUUAGAAUUUAAAAGAACCUUAAAAGUCACUUAUUCCUAACAUUAAGAUUUGAGAGAUGAAUGAAAACAUAGACUGAAACCUGGACGACUUGAUCAGGUCAUCCAGGUGGUGCUGGCUCCUCCUGACUCCAGCCCUGACCCCGUGUUAGUGCACUUCCUGUUAGACUGAGUCUUUGUUUUGACUAAAAAGCAAUGAGAUUGAUCACUUAAAAAAAAAGAAAAAAGAAAACAGUUUUUUAGUACAGCUAAAAAUUGUAUGUUUACUUUUGACAUUUAAACAGUCUUCCUGCCUAUAAUUAUUUGGUGGUCUCAAUUGGUGAAAUAGUCACUUGUGUUCCAGUUAAGGGCUGUAAUCAGUGGACGCCCUUUCUCAAAUCUGACAUAAUGCGGUGAUUAAACCAUAACUGGCCACAGUUGGGGUGGAGGUGGUCUCACGGAAUCCUGUCUGUCUGCCAUCGCAGCAUCACCCUCGGUGGGUUUGGAGCAGACCGUUUCUACCUGGGCCAGUGGCGAGAAGGCCUUGGCAAGCUCUUCAGCUUCGGUGGCCUGGGAAUAUGGACGCUGAUAGACGUCCUGCUCAUUGGAGUUGGUUACGUCGGACCAGCAGAUGGCUCUUUGUACAUUUAGCUGUGGUAUGUGCUUCAGAAAGGAGCAGGGCUUAGGAAAAGCUCUUUUGUCCAUAGGAAUUUAUGUGGUGUGAGUGAUAUAUUUCUAUGUUCUUAAUGUACAGCAUCUGUACUUUGUUUGCCUUGAUAAAGGUAAAAUAAAUGGAACACUGAACUAUGCUAAUCUGGAAUUUGUUUUUAUUUGCCUGAAAUGUAUUUUUUUCUGUGAAAAAAUUAAAACGUACGUAAGCCAGGAGAAUGAAUUAUACUAUGAUUGAAAAUCCAUUUAAUUCCUGUGACUUUUGUUUUGUGUUGCCCAAGUCAAACUACAUCACUUGUAUCUCCAGCCCAAAUGUAGUCUGCCUUGAAAAGCCUUUCAGCUGUGACUGCAGAAGGUAGGAAGUGUUUUUAUUGUUAGCUAAUUGAAGUUAUUUGGCUCAACUUCAGUCAUGUGUUAAGUUUUGCAGUGUAAUAUGUAUAUGCAGUCUGGUCUGUAUAUAUGAAAAUUUGAAUUAAACUGCAGAAUGUUAAUGUCUAGUUAUGGUUUAAAUUUUCUUAGUAGUAUAUAAAAGGUAAGAGUACUGAAAAAUUAAUAAAAUUGCAAGUUAAGAAA
Molecule: messenger RNA, 3697 nt
Organism: Symphalangus syndactylus (siamang)
Lineage: Eukaryota; Metazoa; Chordata; Mammalia; Primates; Hylobatidae
Gene: TM2D3
Product: TM2 domain containing 3
Source: RefSeq, a predicted model, not a curated record